UAUGGCUAGAACACAAAUUAAAUGGAUAUUACUUGCGGAUCAGUGAGCAGUUUUGUUGACAAGUUCUGGGACCUAGUGCUGGACCCAACUUGCGAGCAGUUUCAUCAUCUGUUUCACUAUCACAAAAAUAUUAAGCAGCUCAAUGAACGACUUGUGGAACUCAUCGAUGAAAGAAGCUCCAUAAAACAUCAAAUAGAUGAGGCUACAAACAAUGCAGAACCAAUUGAAGACAAAGUUCUUCAUUGGUUGCGCAAAGUAGAUGAGAUUUCAGAACAAAUUCAAAAGUUUCAUGAAGAAGAGAGUCAAGCAAAAACAGAGUGUAGCGUAAUUUCAUGUCCCAACCCGUGGCUACGCUAUAAACUAAGCAAAAGAGCAAAGGCAAUGGCACAAGAAGUUGUUGAAAUUUGUGGAAAGGGAAACUUCAAUACAGUUUCAUAUCGCGUUCCUCCACCGUCCAUGCCGGAAUUAUUCAACAGAGAAAGCAAUGCAGGGAUUGGUUCAAGAGUGCACAUUGUGAAUCAAAUUAUAGAGGAAUUACGGAAUCCAAGUGUUAAUAUGAUUGGAUUGUGUGGGCUUGGUGGUGUUGGCAAGACCACUAUAGCUAAAGAGGUAGCAAAAAGUCAAAACAUGUUUGAAAAGGUGAUCUUGGCAAUUGUUUCUCAAGAACUGAAUGUUGAGAAGAUUCAAGGCCAGAUUGCUGUGAAAUUGGGUAUGCAACUCAAUGAAACAUUUGAAGAAGUAAGAGCUUGUCGUCUGUGUAAGAGGUUGAAGCAAGAGAAGAACAUGCUCCUAAUAUUGGAUGAUCUUUGGGAGGGACUUGAUUUGGGCAAAGUUGGAAUUCCCUUUUUUGAUGUUGAGAAUUAUAACAAAAAGAAUGAAGGCUGCAAAAUUUUACUAACUUCAAGGAACGAAACGCUGCUGUCAAACCGCAUGAAAUGUCAAAAAACUAUCAGAGUGGGUUUUUUGUCAGAGGAUGAAGCAUGGGAGUUGUUCAAGAGGAUUGCCGAACUGUCCGUUGACUCAAGUAGUCCUGACCUGAUAUCUAUAGCCAAUGCGAUUGUUCAAAAGUGUAAAGGCUUGCCACUAGCGAUUGCUACAGCUGCCAAAGAAUUGCUAGGAAAAAAUCUAGAUGACUGGAAAGAUUACCUUGCUCGAUUGAAUAAUCCUUUAAGGAGAAACAUCACAGGAAUUAGAGAGGUAGAUACCAUUUUGAUAUCGAGCUAUGAUCGUCUAAGCUCAUCAGAGAACAAGCAUAUUUUCUUGCUUGGUGCCAUGUUGUCCCAUGAUCCCUCAAUCGAAGUCCUUCUCAUGCACUCUAUGGGGUUAGAUUUUCUGAAACACGCAGAAAACAUGGAGGAAGCCCACAAUGGAAUCUCUGCUAUUGUAAGUAAGCUAAAAUCAUCAAACUUAUUUCUUGAUAGCUUUUCUAAUCAUCGUUUUACGAUACAUGACAUCUUUCGGGACAUUGCAUUAUCGAUUGCAUCUGAUGAAUUACAUGCAUUCAUUGUGAGGCAUAGAAAGUUGACAGAAUGGCCAGACAAAAAUAUGCAAGAAGGCUAUAAAGGAAUUUGCUUACGACGGAGUGAAAUCAGUGACCUUCCAGAAGAGUUGUACUGUCCAAAAUUAGAAUUCUUUCUACUCGAUAGCACAGAAAGGGAUUUGACCAUACCCAACAUGUUUUUCAAAUCUUCAAAGGAGCUGAAACUAUUGGCAUUUAGCAAUGUGCAUUUUUUGUCACUACCAUCACUUAGUUUUUUAAUAAAACUAAAAACGUUGUGUCUACACUCGUGUUUGUUAGAAGAUAUAAGUGAGGUUAGAAGCUUGAAGAAUUUAAAAGUCCUAAGUUUUGCUUACUCUGAAAUUGAAUUGCUACCAAUUCAAUUAGCAGAGUUGACUUCUUUGCAAAUGUUGAAUUUGGCCCAUUGCUCCAAGCUCAAAGUAAUUCCCCCGAAACUUCUAUCUAGCUUGAAAAAAUUGGAAGUGUUGCACAUGGGAAACAGCUUUAACCAAUGGAAAAUUGAAGGAUCUAGUGAAGCUAAUGAAAAUGCAAGUCUUGAUGAGUUAAAGGAUUUGCCCAUCUCUUCUCUCGAUAUUCAUAUUCCUAAUGUCUCUAUGUUGCCGGAGACUUUGUUCUUAGAUUUGAAUUUGAAGAGAUAUAGAAUAUUCAUUGGAGGGCUUUGGAAAUGGCAAGGCAAUCAUGAAACUUCAAAGAUGUUGAAACUUGAUCUAGAGGGUAGCAUCCAUUUGAAGCCUGGGGUACGAAAGUUGAUAACAGGAGCUGAAGAUUUGUAUUUAUAUGGAUCUAAUGGGCUUGAAAAUGUUCUUCACGGUCAUGGUGGAAGAGCAUUUCCACAUUUAAGGCAUCUUCAUAUUGAAAGUAAUGAUACUAUUAGAUACAUUGUUUUGAACUCAGCACAUCUUGAAGCUGCAACAAAUAACAUAUCCGGCAAAAUGUCUGAGUUACUUUUCAACAAUGUGUUACUUCCAAAAUUAGAGAGGUUGGAAUUGUCCAAUUCAAUCAAUUUGAUUCCAAUGAUACGGGACGGCCAACUUUCACACACCUCUUUUAGCAAUUUGAAAACAUUGAUUGUGAAAAACUGUGGCUUUGUGAAAUUAGUGCCCCUUUGUGUGCUAAAAUCUUUGUACAAUUUGGAAGAACUGGAAGUCAAGAAUUGUGACAUGUUGGAGAUGGUGCUUGAUUUUGAAGAUUUGAACGAAUAUAAAGAGACAGUGUCAUCAUCAAUCCAGGUUGUGUCAUUGAAGAAGUUAGAGCUAUAUGGGUUGCCAAAAUUGAAGAAUGUGUGGAGCAAUCACUACCAAGGAAAUGUCUCCUUCCCAAGUCUAAAGAGCAUACAUGUUUCCUCUUGUGAAAGUCUCACAAGUCUGUUUCCUCCAUCCAUAGCCAAAGGCAUGCUUCGUGAUCUUGAAGAGCUUCUAAUAUGUAAUUGUGGUAUAGAUGUAAUUGUUGCAAAAGACCAAGUUUCAAAAUCUGUUGCUUCUACUUUUGAGUUUCCUAGGCUGACUUCCCUUAAGCUUUCUUCGCUUCAAAAUUUGAAGAACUUCUAUCCGCGGAGACACACAUUAGAAUGGCCACAACUUCGACGAUUAUGUAUUACAUAUUGUGAUGAAUUAGAGAUAUUUGAAAAGGAAGUCUCAAGUUCACUAGAAAUACAUGAGGAGGAGAGCACAUUAGACUCAAAAUAUCCUCUACUAUCCCAUGACAAGGAUAUUCGUAAUUUGGAGGAGUUGAGAUUGAGGGGUAAAGGAGCUAAGAUGAUAGGGAGUGGCCACUUUCCAAUGAACUACCACUUCCCCAAAGUAAAACUGCUUCAUCUAUCUGUAGAGAAAGCCCCAACUAUAUCGUACAAAUCAUUGUUGAAGAGCUUUCCAAAAUUAGAGGAGUUAGAGUUGGGUGGUGACAUUAAGGAGGCUUUUGGAGGGGACGAAGUUCCCUUUCCAAUAAAAUUGACUCUUCAGAAUCUUUACGAGAUGAAAAGCGUGGCAUCAUCCUUAGUUUCUUUACCAAAUCUCACAUCUUACGGUGAGAUAUUCUUAUGGGUUGACCACUUUGAUGACGUCAUCAACUGCUCGAAUCUUGGUCCAUCUAACACAUCUCUCAAUUAG
Neltuma alba is the source of this 3624-nucleotide messenger RNA. Its product is annotated as probable disease resistance protein At4g27220. Gene Ontology annotation, molecular function: ATP hydrolysis activity; ADP binding. The coding region runs from base 22 to 3624 and encodes 1200 amino acids. NCBI's taxonomy places the organism in Eukaryota, Viridiplantae, Streptophyta, Magnoliopsida, Fabales, Fabaceae. The record is from RefSeq and is a predicted model, not a curated record. The transcript is spliced from 4 exons.